AUGGGAAGUACUGUUGAAGUGCCACGUCGCGCGCCGACGGUGGCCGAUGGUGACCAUGAGGUGGACCGUCCAGAGCAACGGUGUAAUGGUGACCGCUCAGUGUUCUGCAAGAUGGACGUGCUGUCCCAGUACUGCUCACUGGCUGGCUUCCAGCGCCUUUGCUGCAAGUCUUGUAACACCACCAACAACACGAGAACCGCUGCUCCCACCAGCCUUCCAUUUACUACUCCAAGACUGACCAAUGGGGCACCCUCCAGCUCCACCAAAAGCCCCAGUUCUACCCAGAUGAAAACCACAAUGCCACCUACUGCCGAAAGCCCCAGUUAUACCCAGAUGAAAACCACAACGCCACCUACUGCCAAAAGCCCCAGUUAUACCCAGAUAACAACCACAACGCCACCUACUGCCAAAAGCCCCAGUUAUACCCAGAUAACAACCACAACGCCACCUACUGCCAAAAGCCCCAGUUAUACCCAGAUAACAACCACAACGCCACCUACUGCCAAAAGCCCCAGUUAUACCCAGAUAACAACCACAAUGCCACCUACUGCCAAAAGCCUCAGUUCUAGCCAGAUGAAAACCACAAUGCCACCUACUGCCGAAAGCCCCAGUUCUACCCAGAAGAAAACCACAACGCCACCUACUGCCGAAAGCCUCAGUUCUAGCCAGAUGAAAACCACAAUGCCACCUACUGCCAAAAGCCCCAGUUCUACCCAGAUGAAAACCACAACGCCACCUACUGCCAAGAGCCCCAGUUCUAACCAGAUGACAACCACAACACCACCUACUGCCAAAAGACCCAGUUCUAACCAGACGACAACCACAACACCACCUACUGCCAAAAGCCCCCGGUCUAACCAGGCGACAACCACAACACCACCUACUGCCGAAAGCCCCAGUUCUGCCCAGACGACAACCACAAUGCCACUUAGUGCCAAAAGCCCCAGUUCUACCCAGAAGAAAACCAAAACAACACCUACUGCCAAAAGCCCCAGUUCUACCCAGAAGAAAACCACAACGCCACCUCCUGCCAAAAGCCCCAAUUCUGCCCAGAAGAAAACCACAACGCCACCUACUGCCAAAAGACCCAGUUCUACCCAGGAGAAAACCACAACACCACCUCCUGCCAAAAGCCCCAAUUCUGGCCAGAAGAAAACCACAACACCACCUACUGCCAAAAGCCCCAGCUCUACUAAGAAGAAAACCACAACGCCACCUACUGCCAAAAGACCCAAUUCUGCCCAGAAGAAAACCACAACGCCACCUACUGCCAAAAGACCCAGUUCUGCCCAGAAGAAAACUACAACGCCACCUACUGCCAAAAGACCCAGUUCUGCCCAGAAGAAAACCACAACGCCACCUACUGCCAAAAGACCCAGUUCUGCCCAGAAGAAAACUACAACGCCACCUACUGCCAAAAGACCCAGUUCUACCCAGGAGAAAACCACAACACCACUUACUGCCAAAAUCCCCAGUUCUGCCCAGAAGAAAACCACAACGCCACCUACUGCCAAAAGACCCAGUUCUGCCCAGAAGAAAACUACAACGCCACCUACUGCCAAAAGACCCAGUUCUGCCCAGAAGAAAACCACAACGCCACCUACUGCCAAAAGACCCAGUUCUGCCCAGAAGAAAACCAUAACGCCACCUACUGCCAAAAGUCCCAGUUCUGCCCAGAAGAAAACCACAACGCCACCUACUGCCAAAAGCCCCAAUUCUACCCAAAAGAAAACCACAACACUACCUGCUGCCAGACGUCCAAGGACCACUGCAGCAGUUAUUUCUCCACUUACAACCACAGGACACAAUCCCUGGUCUUAUACGUCCUUUGCAGCAUCUACAGCUGCUAUUGCUGGCACUUUGUUUCCUAUUCAUGAACAAACUACAACACCCAGCAUCUCUAUGACCACAUCAAACAACUUCCUCACACAGCUAGGCAUGUCUUCUGCAGCGGUGUUCACGCUGAGACCCCGGACCACUGGUGUCAACGUCAACUUUGACAUUAGUGGUGAUGUGACAGCUAGCACUAAUGAAAUUAGCAACAGUGUCACUAUUACAGAAGGCUUGUCCAGCACCAUGACCCUACUUGAGGACACACUGGUCAGCAGUGGUGUAUCUUCGGAGUCCCAGACCACAUUGGCCAGUGGAGAUGAAGAAAAAGAGUUCACCACAUCAGGUUGGCUGGAGGCCACAACGUCUGCGGAUGCUAGUGCACCGUUAAUACUGACGACACUGUUGUCAAGCAAUGAAGAAACAAAAACACCUGAAGAAGUUGCUGCCAUGGCAACAACACCUGUUACAAAACCAACAACAUCGCCCAUAACAACGGCAUCGACAACAGCGCCCACGACAACGACAUUCAUUAUGAGGCCAGCCAUGAUGACCGCAACAAUGACUACAAUAGAGGAGUCAUCAACAACACAAAAGACAACAACAACAACAACAACAUCCAGACCACCUGAAAGAGAAGAGGAAAACAAUGCUAUUGAAGUUCCAUUCCGAAUCACCGGGUUGGACACGGAGUUCCCCGAGAGCAACGUGAUUCACCGGAGAAGCCGCAUCUUCCUGCAUGAACGAACACGCAACAAGCGCAUACAGGAGCUGCUCGAGGAGAAGCGAAACUUUUUACGGCGAAUGAAAAGAGCUCAGAGCGUCUGAGCCCAGCCUGGUUUCUCUUAUAGAGAGAUGUGUCUAUGCAACAAAAUCCACACUCUAUCUUGGUGCUUGGGUUAAGUACUGGAAGAUGGUCGAACUCACGCCACAGUACCAUCACUGCCACAAAGUGCUUCCCCGCAUUCACUGUCCAAAGCAUGGCAAACUGGACUUUGUGGAGCAAAACCACUAGCAAAUGUUUGCACACUUGAUCAGAAGGCAAAGAACUUUUACUUCAAACGAUUUAUAUUUGUAGAAACCAGGAAAUGGAUUUGUAGCUAUACCAUUUUAUCCUGUGCCAAAAACAUUUUGUCUACAUUUCCACAUAGACCCCAUACUGUACACAUAUAGAAGGCACAUAUUUUUCUCUAUGCAGAUGCAUAUUAAGAGUGAUAUAUGAAAAGAUUUAAUAUUUAGGUUUCAAAAACUCAAGAUACUGACACCAUGCCAACCUUAUUCAUGAUGCACCAUUAUGCAUGUAGACAUGAUAAAACAGUGGCUGUUCUACCGCAUAAAUGGCAAUGAGUUCCUUAAUGGCAUUCCUUAUUUUAAUACUCCUUAAUUAAACUAUUAGCAUUUCAAUUUGGAUUCUUGUUCUUGAUAAGCUCAAACUCAUGUACAGCAGAAUAUAUUUUCCUCAGUUUUCUAAAUAAUUGCACACAGGGUAUGACAGAGCUAAUAAAGGGGAAUUCCAUCAAAAAAUCUGCAUAAUUCAGUGUCUGAGAUGUAAACAAAGUCAUUUAGAGACUUUAGAGACAUUUGGCUACCGGAUCUCAUUUCUUUACAGUGGUGGUGAUAGGAACCAGGGGUCAGCUUGUUUACAACACAAAUAUAACCAUUUUAUUUACUAUCCAAAAAUUUCCCAAAUUACAUUUUGGACCAAAAUCAUAUCUCAAAACUGCAUAUUUGUAACCAUUAUGUCCAAUAACCUUCUGGGGAGUCUCAAACUCAAAUUACUGGGGGCCAUUGGACAAGUGGUCUUUUCCAAGGGAGGGGAUGAUAAAAAUAAUGCAGUGAAAAGGUGAGAAUGUAAGUAUUUCUGGAGUGUAUCUACAUAACAGAUACACUCCUUAACUAUUCCUUUGUCACUAUAAACAACAACAACUAAUACUACUAUUACUACUACUACUACUACUACUAUAAU
Molecule: messenger RNA, 3796 nt
Organism: Colossoma macropomum (tambaqui)
Lineage: Eukaryota; Metazoa; Chordata; Actinopteri; Characiformes; Serrasalmidae
Product: mucin-2-like
Exons: 2
Coding region: 1-2658 (885 amino acids)
Source: RefSeq, a predicted model, not a curated record